AAACGAAGUUUUCCUCGCAAAAUCGACUCUCGUUUGAUUUAUCGGCCUUUACCCACGUACGCUGCAUCAACAACCCCUCGCUCGACCACCUCGAGGAAGGAGAGAAAGCAAACCCUAGGAGGGUUGGUGGAAUCGAAAUCGAAGGCAACCUUGUUCUGAAUGCUGAUGAUGACCAGAGGCGGGAAAUCAGGGUCAAUGGCACCGGUGAUGAUGACCGGCGGGUCACUGGAGUACAAGAAGAAUCCGGCGACGGAACCCAAAUGGAAAGAUCUGCCUAACAAAACCACCUGCUGCUUCCGCGAGAUCCCUGAUUACCGCCUGCCGAUCCCUAUGCCACAACCGAUUGUUGCAAACAUCCGGGGGAAAGUAUACGUGCUUCAUGGAGAUCCUAUCACUGGGGAGCCCGGAUGCCCAGGGAAACCGGAAUUAGCUUUCCAGGUUUUAGAAUUCGAUCAUUGUUCGAAAUCGUAUCGUUGGAGGACACUUCCUAUACCUCCCUUCUACGAUGUAUACUCCUCGUUCUUUGGGGAGUGGAGGGGCAAUGUUGGUGUCGUCGGCCCCAGGCUGUUUAUGUUACAGCUUUGUGAGGGGGUUGAAAUUGUACAUAUCUUUGAUUCCGUUAAGGAAACCUGGGAGUCUCAAAAUGAAGACGAAUUUCCCUUGGAUUAUAUGCCAUGCAGAAACUUGUCAAGUUUGCUAAUCAGCCAAAGGACAGAAAGAGGAAGUGGUAUGGUCCAUGCGACUGAUGGUUAUUUCAUCGCCAUUGGUAAUGAAUGUCAGUUAGCUUGUCAAGCUCGUGUCUUUGCUACAGUGGCCAAUUUUCACGGUGUUAUGUCCGACGUACAAUUCCUACCAGAUCAAUUACCGGCUGAAUUUCAUCCACUUGCUGAAUGCAAUGUGAUUGACCUAUUGGAGAAGGAUCACGGUACCAGCAUCACAUUUUGUGUGCUGUAUGUAGCCAACAAGCGUGCCCUGCUGGCUUUGUCAGUUUUCAGAGUGUGGUUGUUAUCUUCAAUGGUGGUCGUGAAACCAGAAGACGGCUCCCCAUACUUGUCCCGAGAAGAUAAAGGGGAAGGAGGAGCAAGUGAUGAUGGACCCAGAGGAGGUGCCUACUUGGGAGUUGAAAUUCUGGAAACACAUUUCUUUUCAAUGGGUGAGAUAUGCCCUAUCGACAUUGCUGAUGCCUUCUUCCUCUAGGCAACUAACCUUUCAUUAUUACUGGUCAAGUACAUUUCUUUGUAGCCCAUGGUUUCCAUUUAUCAAUGCCGUUUGUUGGACUUGCACUAUCAUUACCGUUUUCACUGGAUCAAUCUUGUUGGUACCAGAAGGAAGACACGGUUCUCAUCUGGCAGUUUAAAGGGUUUGUUGUUUGUAAUAGUUGUUCUUCUUACCUGCUGGACGUGUCAUGUUCGCUCUAACGUUGUUGUAAAUUCUGUUCUAUUUGGUUCAGUUCGUUUGAUGGACUGCAAUCCUUUUGAGAUUUUCAGGAGAAGGAGCCAGAUCAAGAUACUAAUGGCUGGCUGGCUGGCUGGCGUGAUUUCCUGCAUGAAUGAGCAAGUAUGAGCUUGUGUAUAUAAUGUCUUGAUUUUGACUUCUGAUUCGGGAGAAUCUUGUGAUACAAGGCAACGCGGUUUUGUUAGUGACAGCAUGUUAUUUAUCCUGCUCGUGGGUUCUUCUUUAUACUUUAGUGGCAAGUGAUGAUUGUGUAAUAUAUGAUUCCUCGCGUAGCAUGGAAGGUAGAGCAGACCACCCAAGUUUUACCUAUUGAGAUGAAGAUUGUAAAUUUUAUAGAGUUCGUUUGAUCUAUGGAUUGCUGUGAUAGACAUUCUGUACGCCAUAGUAAAGCAUGAAAUGUGGAAGAUUGGUAAUAGGGUAGGUAGAGUUUUGACUUUUGAUCGAGUUUCUUAUUGAG
This is a messenger RNA of Linum tenue, 1912 nucleotides long. The record is from the annotation of a GenBank genome assembly. NCBI's taxonomy places the organism in Eukaryota, Viridiplantae, Streptophyta, Magnoliopsida, Malpighiales, Linaceae.